Asparagus officinalis (garden asparagus) is the source of this 2109-nucleotide messenger RNA. Its product is annotated as pentatricopeptide repeat-containing protein At1g80150, mitochondrial-like. Bases 394 to 1728 code for a protein of 444 amino acids. Lineage: Eukaryota; Viridiplantae; Streptophyta; Magnoliopsida; Asparagales; Asparagaceae. The transcript has 3 exons. Gene Ontology annotation, molecular function: protein binding. The record is from RefSeq and is a predicted model, not a curated record. Gene Ontology annotation, cellular component: chloroplast.
AAGUUCCGACUCUGGGUUUCUGCGGCGUUCUCCGGCUCCACGCGCUGUUGAGGUGUGGAAGACUCACAGCCUCCUCCUCUUCCCUCCCUCCGUAGGUUUUUUUUUUUUGCUUUUCAACACAAAAAAAGUUACGCCCAAAACCCUAAACCCUUAUUCAUCCCCGCGUCGAAACCUCGUCUCCUCUCUAAUCUAAUCGAUCUCUCAGUCGCAAGCGAUGAUCAAGCGAUUUUUUUUUCUUUUUGUUCCGUCCUUAUUCCGAUGAGUCGAGCUUAGCGAGAACCUGCAAUCAGUAAUUUUUUUUUUAGAUCUUGAGCCCUUCCUGCGAUGAGAUGAAACUUUAUUCGAGCGAAGCAAAUGGGAAUCUGAUAGGAGAACGUAAGAGGGGGUUGGAAUAUGCUCUCUUUGUCUACUGUCCGCAGAGUUUGUGCUGCCAUUGAUGCUGUUUCCGCAACCGUUAUUGCUGCCGGCUUAUCGAAAUCACGAACCAAAACUGACCUCUCCGCCGCCGCCGCCAGCUGUUCGAUCCAAGACCCCAAUACUUUACCCACCAUUGCUUCAUGCAAAGCUGCACUUUUGAAGAAGGAGACAAAAACCAUGCCAGAGGAGAGCACAAUACCUGUCAGUGAACCUGCUCUCGUCAAGAUUAAGAAGGAGAGGGACCCAGAAAAGCUAUUCCAUUUGUUCAAAUCGAAUGCCCACAAUCGCCUUGUCGUCGAAAACCGGUUUGCCUUUGAAGAUACUGUGUCAAGAUUGGCCGGAGCUUCUCGCUUUGAUCUCAUAGAGCAGCUUCUAGAACACCAGAAGGCACUUCCUCAAGGCCGCCGUGAAGGGUUCGUCGUUCGGAUUAUAAUGCUCUAUGGAAGGGCUAGAAUGCCAGAUCAAGCCCGUAAGACGUUCGAUGAAAUGCACCUCUUCGGAUGUCGACGAACUGUCAAAUCGCUUAAUGCUACACUCAAGGUCUUGUAUGAUAACCGGAGGUUUGAUAAUAUUCAAGAGGUUAUUGAGGAGACACGGGCUAAGUUUGGGAUUGAAUUCGAUGAUAUUUCGUUUAAUAUAAUUAUCAAGGUUUUAUGUGAGAUGGGUCAUUUAGAUGAUGCUUACUUGACCAUGGUGAAUAUGGAGAAGUGUGGGAUCAAACCCGACGUUGUUACGUAUACCACUAUCAUGUCUGCAUGUUAUAAGCUUGGUCGACGAGAGAUUGGUGAUGGGUUGUGGAAUCUGAUGGUGCUCCGAGGAUGCUCACCAAAUUUAGCCACUUAUAAUGUUAGGAUACAGUACCUCAUUAGCAGACAGAAGGCUUGGCAAGCCAAUAGUUUGAUUCGCAAGAUGGAUUUUGUUGGCAUAAAGCCGGAUGAGCUGACUUAUAAUCUAAUCAUCAAAGGUUUUUGUAUGAUUUGCGAGCUUGAAAUGGCUAAAAGGAUCUUUAUGUCUAUGCAUGGGAGGGGAUGCAAACCAAACAGUAAGAUCUACCAAACUAUGGUGCAUUAUCUUUGUAAAGCUGGGGAGUUUGAUAUGGCAUUUAGGCUGUGCAAGGACAGCAUGGAGAGGAAUUGGUUCCCUAGUGUUGACACCAUUGAUAGACUACUGAAAGGCCUUAUGUCGAUCUCGAAGGACCGCAAUGCUAGGGAAAUCAUGAAGUUGGUUAGUGAAAGAAAACCUCCUUAUUUGAAGGAUGAGUUGGAGGCCUUUGGAGGCAUAUUUUCUCGGAGCAAGACACAGGAGAAAUAAUGAUUUUGGAAUUUUAUGUUUUUGAAUGUUGUGUUUUCUGAUGGAGAUGCCAUUAUUUCGAUUCACAUUCUUUAUUGUUUCAUCUACAACUAGACACGAUAUUUAUGUAGAUGUAGCAGAGGCUUCUGAUGUUCUUCUUCAGACUGAAUUGGUCAUCAUAGAGGUAGAAGGGCCAGAAGAGCGUAGAACAGUUGUUCCCUGGCCAGUUGAAGGAGAAGGCUGUGGGAAAGCUCAAAAUUAGUACCUGCUCACAGGAACCAUUUUACAUUUUUGAUGUUUAUAACUCAUCACACUCAAAUAUUGCAUUGUAACCUGAUGUACCUUUUUGGUUGAUUCUCGCAGUCAAGAAGUUGUCAUCGUAUACAACGUUUUCUUUUUCCA